This is a messenger RNA of Micropterus salmoides (largemouth bass), 3003 nucleotides long. Its product is annotated as mitochondrial glycine transporter B-like. Lineage: Eukaryota; Metazoa; Chordata; Actinopteri; Centrarchiformes; Centrarchidae. The transcript is spliced from 8 exons. Gene Ontology annotation, biological process: glycine import into mitochondrion. Bases 566 to 1426 code for a protein of 286 amino acids. Gene Ontology annotation, molecular function: glycine transmembrane transporter activity. The record is from RefSeq and is a predicted model, not a curated record. Gene Ontology annotation, cellular component: mitochondrial inner membrane; mitochondrion.
CACAGUCGCAGCAGCAAGUGGCGAUAACAUCAGUCAGUGUUGCACGACACGUGACACUGCGGUUAAAAUAUUCUUUGGGGGAAAAAAGGCGUUUUGGGACACCAGCCACAGCAGGACAUUAACAGCGUUAACGUUACAUAUUAUACUGCAGAAGAGACUAACGUAAAGUUAAGAAACUAAACUUGGAAUGAGCUACGUUAGCUAGUUGACGAGCAUUGCCAGAACGUUCUGGCAAUAAGUGUUUGCUAACUACUGUAAUUGUGUCUGACUCGUAUUGUGACAAAUCACAAUAAAUAUACAACAUGGCGUUCCUGAAGCUGGUGGUAAGGAUGACCCUCGCCUCCAUCAGUCCUUAACGUACUACAGUCAGGGAAGAGGAGCUAGCAUGCUAAGUUAGCCUGAAACAGUGGUAACCUAACGUUAGUUUAUCACGCUGUGUGGCGAUUGGGUGAUCCUUUCCAAAACAAACUGUCAUACCUGUAAGUAACGUUGGAUCGGAACCAUCUUCAAAACGGCAUCAGCAGGGGAGAAACUGGACUCAUCCGGCUCAGCAUCCAGGUCAAAGAUGGAGUUAGCAGCGGCUCACCCAGCUCUCAAAGCCUUUAUGUGUGGCUCUCUGAGUGGCACCUGCUCUACGCUGCUCUUCCAGCCUUUGGAUCUGAUCAAGACACGGCUGCAGACCCUGCAGAACGAUGCCAAGCCGGGUGCACCGAAGGUGGGGAUGUUUACAGUUCUUGUAAAUGUUAUUAGGAAAGAGAAUUUCUUCAGUCUGUGGAAGGGAGUUUCACCUUCAUUUGUGCGCUGCAUCCCGGGGGUGGGCAUCUACUUCAGCACCUUCUACUCCCUGAAGCAGCACUAUUUCCUGGACCGGGCACCCAAUGCUGGCGAGGCUGUUCUGCUCGGAGCGGGUGCGAGAACAGUGGCUGGUGUCUGCAUGCUGCCAUUCACAGUCAUCAAGACUCGCUUUGAGAGUGGCUGUUACAACUAUGUGAGUGUGGCCGGGGCUCUGAGGAGUAUGUAUGAGACAGAGGGAAUCAGGGCUCUGUUCUCGGGGCUGACUGCCACGCUGCUCCGAGACGCUCCGUUCUCCGGCAUCUACGUCAUGUUCUACAGCCAGGCUAAGAAGGGGCUGCCUCAAGAGGUGGCUUCGUCAGCGUACAUCCCGCUGGUGAACUUCAGCUGUGGGGUGGUGGCAGGCGUCAUGGCGUCGCUGGUCACACAGCCUGCAGACGUGGUGAAGACACACAUUCAAGUCAGGCCGUCCCAUUGGAGCACGGCAGAUGCUGUUCGCUACAUUUACAUGGAGCAUGGCAUGGGCGGGUUUUUCCGCGGGGCUGUACCCAGGUCUCUGCGACGCACUCUGAUGGCUGCUAUGGCUUGGACUGUGUAUGAGCAGCUGAUGGCUCGGAUGGGUCUCAAAUCCUGAAGAGUCGAACAGUGUUGAGCUACAGUGAAACAGGAUGAAAAAUGAGGGGAUAAUGAUACCCAGUAUUUUCUCACUGAAAGCCCCAUGAAAGAAGGAAACGGAGCUGAGGAGCUUAUAGAGACAGUGAUCAAGCACUACCAAGAUUUUGAAAAGAGGAACCAGGUGGAUAAAUGUUUGAGUAAGAAUGCUUGAGUGUGUGCGUGUUUAUGUUGAUAUUUAAGUAUGAAAAUGUGCCUGUUUUUGUCUGUAGGUGUGUUUCGAGAUAUUGAUGUUAUACCUGACACACUCUUAAAUCAGUCUUGGACUGAAGCUACACUCCCUGCUGUGAAGUGAACUUAUUCCUCCUCUAACUAUUUAUGUUUGGACAGCCUGAGAUAUGGCUGCCACUAAUAAAAGCUAACUGUGCUGUGCAGCAUUGUUGCCCUUGACAAGGUAUUUUAAAAUGCUGUCAAGACAAACGGGACACUCAGCAAGCUGGUGUAGUCAACAUCGCUGAGGUUGCAAAAACCAAAGCACUGCAGAGAGAGAAGCUCAGGCUUCCUUCGUGUUUAUGAAACUUGUACAAGAUAGGGCAAUGUUUCUUACUUGCCAAUUAACAAGCAGACUUUUAGCAGAUAUUUAAUUUGUUUCAGGCUCAGACAAUCACACUGCUGCAUUAUGGGAAGCAAAUCACAAUAAAGCCUUUGUUGCCAUACUCCUCAAAACUAUGCUGAUUUAAAGUUUAUUUACAACUGUGGUGCAUUUUUGACUCAGCGGAGUGGAACCAGAUGUGCUUUUUUAAAGAAGUAAUGAUAAUCAGUCACAUCUGAGCUUGAGAACCAUGGACCUGGAAGAUGUACAGACCGGUGAUGGCAUCUCAGUCAUCAGGAUUUUGUGGUUUUGUAAUUGAAAUGCUUGAUUUUGAAAACACAAACGGCAAUGCGCUUAGCACUGCUUCCUGUGUUUAAGUCAGCACUUUUAAAAUUUGACUUUUUUCCGAAACAUUGACACUCAUUUUUCAGCCUCUUCCUAGCGUAAAUAUUUGAGAAAACACAGAAUUAUUGGUUGAAUCAAAUACAUUUACGUUGCUUGUACAGUGUGCCCUUUGCUGUGACUAUUAUUUAUUAUUGUGGAUAUAAAAAAUAGGUGAUAUAUAGAAAAUGAUUAUACAGGAGUUUAUAGAAAUAAAUGCCAAACGGAAGAUCUCAUUAGUGGAGGAGACUAAAAAAAUUUAAUAUGACAAAAUAAAUCAUUACGCACCAAAAGUGUAACGCACUAAAGAUUUUUGGAAGUUGGUAACAUGGCAGAAAGACAUCCAGUGUGAUCUGUGAUAUAAGGGGGAAGGUUGUGUAGCAGAAAGAGAAAUCUAAUGACAGGAGUUGAUGUCUAAAUGCCUCUAAAUGUUUGCUGUGUAACACAAACUGUGCCCUACGUGUGCCGUGAGUCACAUCUGGAAGUUUUUCCUCGUCAGUUUAUCUUCAUCCUCGCACCACUCCUGUAGUCUUCAUUGAUCCUGUGUUGUGACUAUAUUGUAUAUGGUCAUUGUGAUUGUAGAUAUUUGGUCUGUGCCUGGUUUUUAACGUCAAUAAAUUGUCUUC